Messenger RNA from Notothenia coriiceps (black rockcod), 482 nucleotides. RefSeq names its product CLIP-associating protein 1-like. The transcript is spliced from 4 exons. Gene Ontology annotation, biological process: establishment of mitotic spindle localization; mitotic spindle assembly. NCBI's taxonomy places the organism in Eukaryota, Metazoa, Chordata, Actinopteri, Perciformes, Nototheniidae. Gene Ontology annotation, cellular component: spindle microtubule; cytoplasmic microtubule; mitotic spindle. Gene Ontology annotation, molecular function: kinetochore binding; microtubule binding. The annotation marks the transcript as partial. The record is from RefSeq and is a predicted model, not a curated record.
GAAGCAGACAGGAGUGUGUGGAAAACAAGAUGAGCCCCAAGAGCUUCCCAGUGGUCCCCGCGGAGCAGCUGCAGCUGGUGGGGGAUCUUCUGAAGGAGCUUUCUAUUGGCCAGGCAGAGGAGAGGCGGGGCCAAGAGGAGAGGGGGCGAGGCCAAGAGGAGAAGAGGCGAGGCCUAGAGGAGAGGAGGGGGACCCUGCUGGAGCUCCUCAAAGUGUCCCGAGAGGACAGUAUGGUGGUCUGGGAGGAACAUUUCAAAACCAUGUUGCUGCUGCUGCUGGAGACGCUGGGAGACAAAGACCACACGAUCCGGGCUCUGGCUCUCCGAGUCCUGAAGGAGAUCCUGAGGAACCAGCCGGGGCGUUUCAAGAACUACGCAGAGCUCACCAUCAUGAAGACACUGGAGGCGCACAAAGACUCACACAAGGAGCUUCUCCAUGUGAACGCUCUGCAGAGUCACAAACCCUCAGAGUACACCCUGUAG